GUCCUCCUGGGAAACGUGGACGGAUGGGCAGAAGAGGCGACCCUGGACCCCCAGGCAAACCUGGGCGAGACGGUUACCCGGGUCCACUCGGUCUGGAUGGCAAACCUGGUAUUCCUGGACCUAAAGGAAGCCAGGGGCUGCCAGGACCAAAAGGAGAUAAGGGUGAUCAAGGAGAUACUGGGCCAAGGGGUCAUGGCACUCAUGCAGGGCUGCAUAGUAAUCAGAUUCUCAUUAAGGGUGAUCAAGGACAAGCUGGGCCACCUGGACCUCCAGGCCCUCCUGGAGCACCCGGUGCAAGAGGGCCCCCAGGAAACACAGGGAAGGACGGUCCCCGCGGCCCACCGGGAGAACCAGUAAGACGCUCCGCUCAUUUUACCUGCUUCUGUGAUGCCUUAAAAAAUACACGUUUCCUUUUUUAAAAGGGUCAUCUCUUGAAUAUUGUUCAGGCUAAAACAGGAUUAUUUGAAUCUUUUCUAAAUGCUCAAAUAUAACAACUCAAAUCAAAUCACGAACAGACUAUACCUAUACCAGGUCCAGUCAAGGCAAAUACAUUUUGCAUAACCUCUGAAAGAUAUUGACAGAUCUUAUUCUCUUAAUUUACUUUAAAGUUA
Messenger RNA from Carassius auratus (goldfish), 611 nucleotides. RefSeq names its product collagen alpha-1(XXIII) chain-like. The record is from RefSeq and is a predicted model, not a curated record. NCBI's taxonomy places the organism in Eukaryota, Metazoa, Chordata, Actinopteri, Cypriniformes, Cyprinidae. The transcript has 9 exons. Bases 24 to 419 code for a protein of 131 amino acids.